Messenger RNA from Epinephelus lanceolatus (giant grouper), 2245 nucleotides. It is a transcript of the gene tinf2, whose product is annotated as TERF1 (TRF1)-interacting nuclear factor 2. Gene Ontology annotation, molecular function: telomeric repeat DNA binding. Gene Ontology annotation, cellular component: shelterin complex. NCBI's taxonomy places the organism in Eukaryota, Metazoa, Chordata, Actinopteri, Perciformes, Serranidae. The record is from RefSeq and is a predicted model, not a curated record. Gene Ontology annotation, biological process: regulation of telomere maintenance via telomere lengthening; telomere capping.
UUGUUUUAAAUACGAGGGUGCGCGUGGACGGAGUUUGCCGUUCGAACCGUUGUAUUUUAUUCCCAAUGCGCGAGGCACCGCCCACUCGGCACAGCCGCGUGAAGACAUGAGAAGAGUUAUAUAGUUGCAGUGAAGGCGGGAGGAUGAGAAGCAGAAGUUUUGAUAGAAGUGGUGCUAGCUUUGUUUCGAGCGGGUUAUCAGUCACUGUGAUACUGAAGUGAACCACAGAGAGCUCCAGGCGUCGACCGAAUUAGUCAACAUUACCUCAACAGUAACUCCUAAACUACUUUAUAGGGUAAACUGUUAGCUCCGCGGCGGUUUAGAAGUAAUGUGUGUACGUUGCUAAGCUAACGUCAACUUGUUAACCUCCUUAGCCGUUAGCUGACUGUCUGAUCGAGUGGUAUGGCUACAAGAAAGCCUAAGGAAAAUGAUGCCAGCCUCCCCUUUGCUGCCCUGCAGCUCCUGGCCCCGCCUGUGCGUCUGGUAUCUGCAGCCCUCUGGAAAGUGAUGAAGCAGAGGGAUGUGAUGCAGUAUGGGGCUGUGGAGGAGUUUGUGACAUCGGCCUGUGAGACUGUCCCUGGGCUGCUCACCGUGAGACACCAGGGCAAGCUGGCGCUGGGGCUGAGAGGACGGUUUAUCUUGGAGCUGUGCCGCACACAAUCGGAUAAAAAGGUGAUCGUGCCACACCUGGAAAGGAUCCGUACCCCUGCUGCCCUGUCAACCUCCUCUGCUCCUAUGGGGAAGAGGGAUGUAAAAAUCACAAGAACAGUCGAAAGUUUCCAUUCAUUGGUUCACACACUGCUAAAAGACCCAGCAGGGCGAGAACAAUUCUUCAAGGAGGAGUUUCCCGUGGAUUACGGUCCAAAGUUUGACCAGGAACUGGAGAAGCUGCUGUGGGAGUUCUUGAUCCGAGUGGACCAGUUGCUCCCGGUUCCCAACCUAGCUCAGACUGUGUCGUGGCUCAGUGAUGCCCCCCCUGUCCUGGAGGAGUGUGCGCGGGCAGCCACCCAGCCACAGCUCCUUAAGAUACUGCUUCAACAUCAAACCUGUCUGGGUCAUCUGGAGAGUGCAGCAUCCCUGCCUCCAAACUUGGGAGACUCCAUCCUGGCUUCACUUUCUCUCCCACCCUCUGGAAAAGUACCUUCAGAUCAACCAACAGAAGCCACAAAGUUCGCUGUGGAUCAGUCUGAUGUCACAAUGACAAGAGACAAACCACAAUUUGUUACACCCGUUAUCGGACUAAUAUCAAAUGAAGACGUUCCCGUUAUGAUCAGGACAUCAAGAGACAAUGAGCCAGCCAGCUCAAAAGAUGCAACAGCCUCAGACCCAAAAGAUAAGUUGAAAUUCACUGUGAUUAAAACGAGACAAAAACCCAAAGAGGGUGAAGAAGACAUGGAGGAGGAGGGGAACGCCUUACAAAGAAAAAGUGGACUGAAACGCAAGCAGCCUGACAAACAGAGUGAAUCCGAGGAGGAGGAGGAAGUGUUGCGCAUGAUCAGAACUGGGGAAUCGAGGAUAAGCGGGCGUUUGAGAAGAAGAGAUAACCAGAGGACAAAUGAGAGCAAAGAAGACGAAGCUGUUAGAGACGAGGAGCAAAAAAGAGCAGCUCUAGAAACCUGCAUGUCCCAGCUGGGUGUCAAAGCACUGCACCUGCCUGAAGAUCCGUCCCUCCGCUCCAUUUUUGCAUCUUGUCUGAUCCACCAACCCAGAGUUGUCAUUGACAAACUGUCAGUGACUCCUCCUAACGCUAACAGGACUGAUAGAGGAGGUAAAUCCAUAAACGUGACCCGGCAGAAUCAGAGGAGGAACUUGCCCGUCAAAGCUCCAACAAAUCAACGUCGAAAGCCUGACUUGGAUUAUCCUGGCUUGGACGAUAAAGAAAAUCAUCCUGUCCCACCGGGUAUAAGUAGCUUUCCCUCUCAGCAGCGAAGUAACACAGAGACGUCAUCCCUUACAGGAGACAGCGAAGACUACGUAGCUGAUUCUGAGGACGAAGCGACAAAGAACUUCAAAGGCAGGCUGUUCAUGAAGCGCUACUACAAGACCAAACACGGCACAUAUGUUCCCACUCUGAGGGAGUACUGGAAGCCCGGGUCGACACGGCGAGACUUAACGUCGGCUGGCAGCAAACGCAGAUGAUGACAUGAACUUUCAUUGCCAGGUUUGGUGUUGGGACGCCAGAAAAAUGUCAGAGGACUUUAACUGCAGUUCAGCUGGGUUUUCUCCACCAGCUGCAAUGGCAGGA